AAUCAUCAUCCAAAAAAAACCUGCAGAAGCACAAAACAAAGAGAGAGUUAUAGCGACUUUAGUUUCCUCUUCAGUCACACAAACACCAGGAGACACAAACACAGACACUGUCAGAGCGACUUUACCUGCAGUAACAGUCAUGAGUUCAGCUCUGUAUCUGGUCCUGCUUUUCUCAGCUCUGUGGACGCUCUCCUUCUGUGGGACUCGUCAGUUUUAUGUGGUGAAUGAAAAUAAGACCUGGACUGACGCUCAGAACUACUGCAGAGAGAACUUCACUGACCUGGCCACCAUUGAGAGCCAAGAGGAGAUGAACUCUCUGGUAGCUGUUCUCAAAGGGAAAACAGGCCAUUUCUGGAUCGGACUGAGUCAGAAAGAAAAUAAGGACAACACUUGUUUCCAAAGAGCUGCUGCAGGACCGCCGAUGCCCAGUGGGGACAACCGGGUAUGCUGUCCUGAGCCUUGGAUCAGGUGCUGGACGUGGUCAGAUGGGAGUAACUUCUCAUACAGCAACUGGAAGACUAGGGAACCAAACAACGCUGGCACUGAUAACUGUGGAGAGUUAUGGAGUUCAAAUGGAUACAAGUGGAACGAUGCAGACUGCAGUUACAAAAAUCAAUUCGUCUGCUAUAAGAAGCUUCCACUCAUCCUGAUUAAGCAGAAGAAGACAUGGAGAGAAGCUCUGAGAUACUGCAGAGAGAAUCAUUUGGAUCUGGUUUCUGUUCACACUAAGGAAAUCCAGCACUGGGUGGAAACAGCUGUUUAUUAUGCCUCCACUGCCAAUGUGUGGAUGGGUCUGCGUCACACCUGCACCCUGAAUAUCUGGUUCUGGGUGAAAGGAGAGUUCAUCUGCUACCAGAACUGGGCUCCGGGGAACGGGACAGGGGUGGAAGACUGCAGUGGAGGAGAAAGAACAGGAGCGGUGCAGUCUGGGAGUAAGCAGUGGGUCAGUCUGCCAGAGGAUCAGAGACUCAACUUCAUCUGCACUGUUUAGGAGCUCUAGAAGAGGAUGCAGGCUGUUCAAAUGGGUCCUCAUAGCUCAGGAUCAGACUGAGAUGUGAUAGCCAUUUCUUCAUCAUCCAAACACAACAAUUCAGUUUAAUAAGAGAAAUAUUCAUAUAUUACUGAGACAGCUCUUUUUUGAAAUGAGGGGGAAAUUAGACUCAUAAUGCAAAUGCAUAUUUCUUUUAAUGAUCAUUGAUAGAUCAGACACAAAGUAUAGCAUGCUAGAUCAUUUCUGAAGAGAAAGGUGGGUGUGGUGAAAACUAAAUGUUUAAAUAGGAUAUAAUCUGAUGCUCUGACAUGGUUUCACUCUUCUGUGCUAAUAACUGUUAUUUUUUAUCGUUGUAUAAACUUCAAUUCACACAACAGUUUACAUUUAAAUUAGAAAUGUUUGUAAACUGUAUUUGAGCUGUUUGUCUUUAUCUGUAUGUAGGGUUCGAAACUUGUGCUGUGUGUGUGUGAUACAAACACUUUUCUUCUUAAUGUCUAUAUUUUCCAAAGAACAUAAAUUAAAGCCUUGUUUUACAAUGUAUAAGCCAAAAUACUGAAUUGCAGGUUUAAAGGAAUGAAUUGUAAGUUUUCUUUCUGUUUUGAAUUAUAAAGAUUCUUCACACAGUCCCACUUCAUAUUAAGUGUAUCUAAUAACUGUGUAGUUACAUGUGAACUGUUCCAGAUGGAUUACAGAUGUACACCUUAUGUAAUUAAACAAGUGUAUCAAACCUA
Molecule: messenger RNA, 1722 nt
Organism: Pygocentrus nattereri (red-bellied piranha)
Lineage: Eukaryota; Metazoa; Chordata; Actinopteri; Characiformes; Serrasalmidae
Product: macrophage mannose receptor 1-like
Exons: 7
Coding region: 140-991 (283 amino acids)
Source: RefSeq, a predicted model, not a curated record